This is a messenger RNA of Perkinsus marinus ATCC 50983, 1659 nucleotides long. RefSeq lists its product as hypothetical. Bases 1 to 1659 code for a protein of 552 amino acids. The record is from RefSeq and is a predicted model, not a curated record. The transcript has 16 exons. Lineage: Eukaryota; Perkinsozoa; Perkinsida; Perkinsidae.
AUGGGGUCCUCGAGUGUUGCCACGGAAGAGAGGGUGGUAGUGAAGGAUUAUCGUCAACUGCCUGUAGAGCUCGAGACUGGACCAGUUGGCGAUGGUCCUUUCCGGAAGAUUAAAGUAUUUACGGUCGCGGCGCACAACAUGAUCGACCAAAUAGCGCAGUUGUUGACUAUGUACAAACUGAUAGAAAAAGCGUAUUUCUACGAUUUUGGUCCCUAUUGUGAGUUCGCCAAGUUCAUCUCCUGUUGGUCUCCGUUUCGGAACGAUGGACUGGACCCUCCUAGAAGCCCCAUGGAGAAAGCCGCAUUGGAUAGGGCCGAGAAGUUGCCGGGGGCCCGAGGGGGUAAGAAGCAUCAUGUUACCGAGUUCACACCAGAAGAGAAAAUGAAAUAUUAUGAGAUACUGCGGGGUCGGCCCGAGUUCAGAUCGAGUGAGGCGUUUCUGUGUAUCUUCCCCCCGGGGCCCCUGUGUCGGCUGAUGCUGGCCAUGGAGGAAGCCCAUCUCGCAUCGAGGAAGAAACUCAUCAUGCUACCAGGUUGGCGUUUUGAUCAAAACUUCAAAUUGGCGAACGACUCGUGUAAUUGGAGUAACGACUUACGUCGACUAUUUGUGGAGAGGAAGGAGGAGGGGGUAGCUGCUUUGGGUGAGGGGCCUGAGGGUGCUAUAUCUCUAUUUGACGUCCAUCACAUUCACCACUUCAUUGGAGUGCCCAUCACUGAGAUACCUCUAAUCGACACGUGUGUUAACCCGUUGUGGCUGGGGAGAUCCAACCGUGUGUUGGAGCCGGACAGGGCCAGCAAGGGUUUGGUCCUAUUUUUCCCGGCUCGGAAAAACUAUCCUGAUCGUUUCGACCCCAACAACUACAUAUACAAACGAAUCUUGAAGCCCGUGGUCGGUGAUAUUCUUAUGAAGGUCCGAAAGGUUUAUCCACGGUUUGAGGUGGAGGAUCUGGUGCGUCACAAAGCAGUAGUUUGGGUACCGUACGCCCCUACUAUAUGUGCUCUAGUCGAGCAGUAUAGUGCUGGCAUCACCAUUUUCGUACCCUCAUUGACCUAUCUGGUAGACCUUGUGCUCAAUGCGUCUGAUAAGAAGUUCCCUACUAUGUACGAUACUAUAACAGGCCGGGAGUGCUAUGCUGAAGGGUGGAGGGCUGAGGAGGCUGGUGACCCCUACCCUCCUGGGCACAUGUUAACGAACGAGGAAGCGGCCAAGUACUGGUUGAACUAUAGCUUCUUUUAUACGAGGCCCUUCUUCCACUACUUUGACUCUCCCGAGGACCUCCAAGUGAAACUGGAGGCGUUCAGUCUGGGUGAAGCCAGAGAGAAUUCCUGGAGGAUCAGACACUAUUUCAGAAUGUCAGAGGAGUCUCGGCGUAUUGUGGAGUACCAGCCGAACACAGCAGUGCCGCAGUUGUCGAUUCAGAGUCAUGCACUGGGGGAGCCCACUAGGCCUGUGGUAGGGUGGGUUGCCCAAGCCUGGCCAUCUCCUGUUGGAGAGUACCCUCCCGAGUCUAUCGGUGCCGGUCCUGGCGGGGGAGGAGGUGUUGCCGUUGACGCCGUCAUCGAAGGCACCACAGCAAGCCCACCUGCUGCAGCUAAGAAGAGAAGGAAGAUCGUCAUGAACGGGCGGCGAAUGAUGGACCUGGGAGAUCAGCUUGUGUGA